This is a messenger RNA of Drosophila willistoni, 388 nucleotides long. It is a transcript of the gene Tim13, whose product is annotated as mitochondrial import inner membrane translocase subunit Tim13. The transcript has 2 exons. The coding region runs from base 87 to 362 and encodes 91 amino acids. Lineage: Eukaryota; Metazoa; Arthropoda; Insecta; Diptera; Drosophilidae. The record is from RefSeq and is a predicted model, not a curated record.
AUUUGUGAAUUUAAUUUCAUAACUAACUAACAAGUACGUACACACGUUUAAGAAAUCCAUAUAAGAAAAUAAAUUUAUUUUUCAAGAUGGCUGACGUAAGCAAUGAAGAGAUAAUGAGUCAAAUGAAGCAGCAAAUGGCUUUGGCCAAUGCCCAGGGUCAGCUCUCCAAGAUGACGGGAAAGUGCUUUAAGGCAUGCAUCGCCCAGCCGGGCACUUCGCUGAAUGCAUCGGAGCAACGUUGCAUUUCCCAGUGUGUGGAUCGUUUCAUGGAUGUUUGGGAUCUGGUGGCACGCACUUAUGGCAAUCGCUUGCAGCGUGAGGAAGAACUGGAAAAGCCGUAUGAAAAGACUGGAAUGUUUUAAUAAAGUUUUCUUAUUUCAAAUAGAAA